This is a messenger RNA of Lodderomyces theae, 630 nucleotides long. RefSeq lists its product as uncharacterized. The coding region runs from base 1 to 630 and encodes 209 amino acids. NCBI's taxonomy places the organism in Eukaryota, Fungi, Ascomycota, Pichiomycetes, Serinales, Debaryomycetaceae. Gene Ontology annotation, cellular component: mitochondrion. The record is from RefSeq and is a predicted model, not a curated record. The transcript has a single exon.
AUGAGUUUUCGUCUAGGAGCAAGGUCGUGGGCACUUCGUCCAUCAAACGUACUCUUAAAAGCUACGUCUACAAACUCCAUCAAGCAAUUGAACUUGAUAAGGCAAAACUCAACCAAGGCAACAAUAUACGACCAAGUCACGGGCAAGACGAUAGUGCUUACCGACCCUGAACACCCUGAAUUGGCUGACUACAAAAACCCUCCUCCUGUCUUGGCCCAAAAGAAGGACCCCUAUGUGAAAUAUGAUGACCAGCAAAACAGAAGAAACUUGAACGAUCCAGUAAACAUUGAUGAAGAUCUUUACGACAUCUGGUCUCCUGACUAUUACGAUUUUGUGUCCGACUCAACUGCAUUGAAACAUAACGGUAUAUUUUUCGGUCUACUCUUUGGAAUUGCUGGUGUUGUUGCCUACUUCCAAUUGAACCCAGAAAAGCCGGCUAUGAUUAGGUCAUUUCCAUAUAAUGGAUUAGCUGAUGCUUUAGGUGCGACAUCAAAGGAAAACGCUUCCUUCUAUCAAAAUAAACCAGAUCUUGAUGCCGAAAAAGAAUGUGGUGUUUUACCAGAGGAGUCGGACGUUGCUUCGAAUAGAGACUCUUAUGAAAAGAGCAAUGCUUCUUUUAUCAACGCUUAG